CUUGCUAAUACCAAAAAUAAUGGAACCUUCCCACCAAAUUUCUUAUUUGGAGUAGCUACUUCUGCUUAUCAAACCGAAGGUGGUUGGAACGAGGAUGGGAGGGGAGAAAGUAUUUGGGAUGAAUAUAGCCAUCGAGUGCCUUCCCCGAUAAAGAAUAAUGAUACAGGGGAUAUAGCUUGUGAUUCCUACCAUAAAUAUAAAGAAGAUGUUAAACUUGUAGCAGAUCUUGGCGCCGAUUUUUACAGGUUUUCAGUCUCCUGGUCAAGUUUGCCUUAUCUGAUAAAAACUCUUAUUUUAAUUAUUUUUUUGCUUUUAGCUAAGAUGUCAUUAACUAUAGACUGUGAAUGGUAUGAACCUUUAACGAAUUCCAUUGAAGAUAUUUACGCAGCUAGAAGAAAUAUUAAUUUUGAAUGUGGUUUAUAUUCUUAUCCAGUAUACGUUGGUGACUGGCCGCCAGACGUGAAAGAACGAGUCAAGUACAGAAGUCAACUAGAAGGAUAUAACCGAAGUCGACUACCAGAAUUUACUCCAGAAGAAAUCAAUUACAUAAAAGGAACUGCUGAUUUGUACUUGCUGCAUGUUUAUUUUGCGUAUUUAGCUGAAGAUGCUCCCGAAGAACCAAACAAUGUUACUAGCUUCCGGUCUGAUAUUAAAGCAAAACUAACCCAAUUUCCUGGAACUAGCGUCGGAGCUAAUGGAUUUCCUGUAAGUUAA
Messenger RNA from Diabrotica balteata, 714 nucleotides. Lineage: Eukaryota; Metazoa; Arthropoda; Insecta; Coleoptera; Chrysomelidae. The record is from the annotation of a GenBank genome assembly.